AUGGAUAGGGUGUUCUCAGUUGACGACUUCUGGCCAUCGACGCCGAUCCCCGUCUCCACCGCCGACGAGGCCUCCAAGAUGAGCCGCAGUGCGUCCGAGUGGGCUUUCCAGCGCUUCAUCCAGGAAGCUUCCGCACCCUCUCCCCCCGCUCCUUCCUCCGCCACCGCCGCCGCUCCUGCCGCCACUCCCGACGUAGUCUUUGUGGAGAUCGACGAUCAUCCCAAACCUGCUCCUGCCCCUGCUCCUUCGCAGAACGCCGCCGUUUUGCCCAAUGCCCCUGUUCCCGUGCCCCUUGACUCCGAUCAAUACCAGGCCUUCCUCAAGAACAAGCUCAACCUUGCAUGCGCAGCUGUAGCCAUGACUAGGGCAUCUUUGGCUAUAUCUCAAGAGCAACCCCCGUUUUCGGAUGGUGGAUCACAGCCUAUCGAGCCUUCUCAAUCUGGAUCUCAGACUACUUCUAAAGGAUCCAUUCCUUCUGGAAAUGAUCCAUCUAAGUUACAAGAUAAAGAUACGAAAGUACCAGUUGGGAUGCCUUCCAUUCAAAAGAAACCAGCUGUUGCAGUUAGGCCAUCAACAAGUGGAUCAUCAAGAGAACAGUCAGAUGAUGACGAUGCUGAGGGAGAGACAUCUAUGAAUGACAUGGACCCUGCUGAUGCAAAACGAGUAAGGAGGAUGCUAUCCAACAGGGAGUCUGCCCGACGCUCUAGAAGAAGAAAGCAGGCUCAUUUAACCGACCUAGAAACACAGGUUUCACAAUUACGAGGCGAAAAUUCUACAUUGUUGAAGCGCCUUACUGAUGUAAGUCAGAAAUACAGUGAAUCUGCCGUUGACAACAGAGUUUUAAAAGCUGAUGUUGAAACAUUAAGAGCAAAGGUGAAGAUGGCUGAAGAGUCCGUCAAAAGAAUUACUGGAUUGAACCCAAUGGUUCAUGCGAUGUCUGAUAUAUCAUCAUUGGGCAUGCCAUUAUUUGAUGGAAGAAGCCCUUCAGACACUUCAGCCGAUGCAGCUGUUCCUGUGCAAGAUGAUCAUCAUCACUUCUAUCAACCCGCAUCUAAUAAUCCUAUUCCCAGUCAUGAUCCGAUAGUCAACAAUGGGUUGGGUGGCAUAUCUUCAAUUGAAAAUGUGCAGCAGAACGCUGCAGCAGUGGUAGGUGGGAACAAGAUGGGUCAAACUGCUUCGCUGCAGCGGGUAGCUAGCUUGGAACAUCUUCAGAAGCGGAUUCGUGGUGGUGUGGAUCCCUGUGGACCUCCUUCCAAUGGGGAGCAUUAA
Molecule: messenger RNA, 1269 nt
Organism: Sphenostylis stenocarpa
Lineage: Eukaryota; Viridiplantae; Streptophyta; Magnoliopsida; Fabales; Fabaceae
Source: the annotation of a GenBank genome assembly